CGGCAAGUAUAACAAACUGCGAACUGUGACCUUGUGUCUGAAUUAUUCCGACGUCGAAAACUCGGAAAGCGCUUUGAUAAAUUAUCUUUACCAAAUUUCAUAUUGAAAUUUUAUAUUAUUUAACACACAAUAAUCAUUUUUAGUAAUACUCAGUGAAUAUGGCUUCGUUAGGGAAAGUAUUUCGCAACGCAUUCACAAACAACAGCCUUCGAGUGUUGAGGCGGUGUCCAAUGAUUUUAGAAAAACGCCAAUUGAGUCAAACGAGCAUUUACAACUUGAACUUACAACUCACAAAAACACCUAUGGUGCGUGAUCGAUGGUAUUCGGACACAACGACUGCCGGUAGAUUGUUGUUGACUGAAGUAGAAUCUAGAGUACUAAAGACAUUUGUGCGGACUUACAGUGUCAAGCCACCAAUGACUAUUGAUCAAAUUAAAAAAAGAGUCCUAUUGGUAUUACAGUUAUACGACAAGGUUAAUCCAGACAAGCUUAGCCUUGAAUCACAUUUCAUUAAUGAUCUCGGAUUAGACUCCCUUGAUCACGUUGAAGUCAUAAUGGCCAUAGAAGAUGAAUUUGGUUUUGAAAUACCUGAUGAAGAUGCAGAAAAGUUGCACAGACCUAAAGAUAUAGUGCAAUAUGUUUGUGAUCGUGAAGAUAUCUAUGAUUGAAUUAACCAGUCCUGUAUUUUCGUUUAAUAAUAGUAGCUUUCCUAAGUGUUAAAAAUGUAAGAAUAACUUGAUGGAACAUCUAUACUGAUUUGUAAUUUUUUUUUUUAAAGAAUAUAAGUUUAGUGAGUGUUAAAAGAA
Molecule: messenger RNA, 806 nt
Organism: Adelges cooleyi (spruce gall adelgid)
Lineage: Eukaryota; Metazoa; Arthropoda; Insecta; Hemiptera; Adelgidae
Gene: ND-ACP
Product: acyl carrier protein, mitochondrial
Exons: 5
Coding region: 159-668 (169 amino acids)
Biological process (GO): fatty acid biosynthetic process
Cellular component (GO): mitochondrion
Molecular function (GO): acyl binding; acyl carrier activity
Source: RefSeq, a predicted model, not a curated record